AUGACAUUGCCAUUUGAAGUAUUACAGACGUUACCAUUUGCAGAUGGAAAAUUCAAAACUACUCCUAAAAUCACAGAGCCGAUAACCUUUGAGCUUGAAAAAGAACCAUCUGAAAAGGUGACUCUCUUUCCCGUUCACGAUUCAAAAACCGUACCGAAGAACUUACUCAAAGUAGUCCAAGAGGAAGUUAACUACGUGAUUGAUGAAGGAUUGACAUAUCCUUAUUAUGAGCGACUUGAUUUCGAGCAAUUUGUCGACUAUUGGUUUCAUGCGUUCGCUGCAAUUCUAAUUUCGGGUUCUUACGAAUCUCUUGAAGAUAGAGAACUUCAAGACAAGCUGAUUGAGUGGUGGAAAGAAAGCUUUCUUGGCACUUUCUAUGUUAAGCCCAAUUACGUUGGCAGAUGUUCUCAUACAUGUAAUGCUGGGUUUAUUGUAAACCACAAGAAAAGGGGGCUAGGCAUUGGAAAAGAAUUAGGUGCAAAAUAUUUAGUAUGGGCUCCGAAGUUGGGUUACGCGUACUCCGUGUUCAAUUUGGUGUUUGAAACAAACUUAGCAAGUUUAAAAAUAUGGGAUAAUCUUGGAUUUGAUCGUAUUGGUUAUGUCAAAGAUGUAGCUGUAUUGAAGGGUCAUGACAAAUUAGUGGGUGCAUAUAUGUUUGGAAAAAGCCUAACAACCAUUGAUAUUCAUUAA
This is a messenger RNA of Priceomyces carsonii, 690 nucleotides long. RefSeq lists its product as uncharacterized. Gene Ontology annotation, cellular component: nucleus. Bases 1 to 690 code for a protein of 229 amino acids. Lineage: Eukaryota; Fungi; Ascomycota; Pichiomycetes; Serinales; Debaryomycetaceae. Gene Ontology annotation, molecular function: acyltransferase activity, transferring groups other than amino-acyl groups. The record is from RefSeq and is a predicted model, not a curated record. The transcript has a single exon.